This is a messenger RNA of Clarias gariepinus (North African catfish), 2989 nucleotides long. It is a transcript of the gene birc2, whose product is annotated as baculoviral IAP repeat containing 2. The record is from RefSeq and is a predicted model, not a curated record. NCBI's taxonomy places the organism in Eukaryota, Metazoa, Chordata, Actinopteri, Siluriformes, Clariidae. The transcript has 10 exons. The coding region runs from base 993 to 2843 and encodes 616 amino acids. Gene Ontology annotation, biological process: regulation of apoptotic process.
CCCUGCAUUUAACUCUGGAAAGUACCAGACUUCUCGACUGCUCCCGCCCUCUUGUUGAACGUCACUUGAUAUUUUACUGUUUACGCCACAGACACGAAGAAUUAACACUGACACAGUACUGAGCCUAAAACUCUUUAGUCCUCUCAUUCAGGUCGUGCUGUAAAUCCCGCAGACGUUCCGUGAAUCGUUGGCGUCAGGAGCCAUUUUGACUCAGCUUAAGUGGAAAGAACUAGUAGGGGCAUUACAGAGGCGUUCGUCUACAGCGUCAUUUAAUCGUCCUUAUGCGGCAACUGCACCAUUGAAGCAAAGGGGUUUCUCCUCCUGAACCAAACCUCUGUCUCUCAAGGAACAUAUUUUUAUUUCAUAAUUACAUUGAAACUUCAAAUAUGGAUACGUAAACACCUCCCUAAAGGGAUGUCAGCAGGGAGAAGGCCUUUCUUUAACACAUCCAGGAAUUUCACUACCAUAGCAUCCGUCAUUACCACAUGAUGCCUUGUUUAAUGUUUAAAUUGUGUCUAUGUUGGUUUACUGUAUACUUUAAUGAUCCUGGAUGAAGGCAGGUACACAUUCACUUCAUUUUUAGUUCCUUUACUUUGAUUUGAAACACAUGAUGUAUGUUUCCCAACACUUGUGUGUGGACUUUGGUUUGCUUUUAGCAUCCUUGGUUAUAGAUCAUUCCAUCACAUAUGUUCUUUUGCAUUGUUAUUAACAGAAUGCACUGGUGCUGGAGUUGGGUUUCAUGUACUCUGUGUUCAGUUUUAAGGAGAGUUUGUUUCAGAUGUGUUAUGGAAGCCAGGGAAAUACAGAAGGCGUUUGUUCAGCUCAUGACUAGCCACGAGUCCUGUGAUUAUCACAUGUUCCCCUCAUCUUUUUUUAAUCUUGUCAUCUUGUUUAUUGUACUCACACAAACAUGUCACCAGUUUUAACAUAAGUUCCUGGGUGUGAUAAUUAAAGCCCUUCUCCCUGAAGACAUCCCUUUUUCCCCCUUUAUAAUGGAAAUCCUACAAAAUAGUCCUUUCCUAAGAGGUCUGUGCCGUACUAGUGCACCAGCAGACCUACAAUAUGAUAACACAAGUGAACUGUUUCGCAUCUCAACCUUUGCAAAGUUUCCCUCUUCGUCACCAGUGACUGAGAGAAGCCUUGCCCGUGCUGGGUUUUUCUACACUGGCAUAGGUGAUCGGGUCCAGUGUUUCCGCUGCAACAUCACAGUUGACAGCUGGCAGUCUGGAGAAUGUCCAGCCGAGAGGCACAAGCAAAUGUCGCCCAACUGCACUUUCAUUCAGAGCUUGCCUUCCACUGCCAAUCUCCUGUCCUCCUCCCACUCGGCCUUUUCGCCUCUUCGCAAUGCCACCAUCCUGCAACUAAACCUCCCUGCAGCCACUUCAGCUUCAGGCCAGGCGGACGAACAAGCUGGUUACCUCAACAUGAGCAACCUUGCCCCCUCCAGCCCUCUGUCAUCUCGUGGAGUGGAAGACAUGUCUCAUCAGAGACCACCUGCUUGCCACAAUCCUAGCAUGAGGCGCGAGCAGGAUCGCAUGGACACCUUUCAAAACUGGACCCUUACCACGAUUACCCCUGCUGAGCUUGCCAAGGCUGGUUUCUAUUAUCUGAAGCAGGGAGACAGAGUGGCUUGCUUCAGCUGUGGUGGGCAACUGAGCAACUGGGAACCCGGAGAUAGGGCAGUAUCUGAGCACCAGAGGCACUACCCUAACUGUCGAUUUGUGAGAGGUGACCGAGCCGAUAACAUCCCUAUAGCUAGUGGUUUGGCCAAUGUGUCCAACCCAGCGAUGCAGCAGUGUGAAGAAAGGCUGCUUACAUUUGUUAACUGGCCUGCAAGAAUACCAGUCCGACCUGAUCAGCUGGCCAAAGCUGGGUUUUACUAUGUUGGUCGUAACGAUGAUGUAAAGUGCUUCUGUUGUGAUGGAGGACUCAGAUGUUGGGAAUCAGGAGACGAUCCUUGGGUUGAACAUGCCAAAUGGUUUCCCAGGUGUGAAUACCUUUUGCAAGAAAAGGGGCAAGAGUUUGUUCAUCAGAUCCAAGCUAGAUUUCCAAGAUUGUUUGAACAGCUGUUGAACAAUGGGGACUCGAGGGAAUUUGUUGAUCCACCAGUUGUACAUUUGGGUCCAGGAGAAGAGCGUUCAGAAGAUGCUGUAAUGAUGAACACACCUGUUGUGAAAGCAGCCUUGGAAAUGGGCUUUGAUCGCAAUUUAGUAAAGCAGACUGUCCAGAGCAAAAUUCUUACCAGUGGAGAAAACUACAAAACUGUCCAGGAGCUGGUGUCAGACUUGUUGAGCGCGGAAGAUGAAAAAAGAGAGGAGGAGCGAGAAAUGUUCGCAGAGGAAAUGGCAUCAGAUGGAUUUACAUUUUUGAAGAAGCACCACGCUGCCUUGACACAGCGUUUGAAAAGUGUGCAGAGCUUAAUGGAUCAUCUGUUGGAGGAGAACAUAAUUUCACAAAAGGAAUAUGACACCAUACGCAGCUGCACUUUAGUCAAGCAGCAGACGGGCCAGCUCAUUGAUUUGGUCUUGUCAAAGGGGAAUGCAGCAGCAGAGGUCUUCCGAAACUGGAUCAAAAAGAAUGAUGUGUACCUCCUAAGAGAGCUAAUGGCUCAGACAAAUGAAGCAGUAUCUCCAAGUCAAGAUCUUUCAGAUUUGCCCAUGGAAGAACAACUGAGGAGACUGCAAGAGGAGCGUACAUGCAAAGUAUGCAUGGAUAAAGAGGUCAACAUUGUCUUCAUACCAUGCGGCCACCUGGUUGUUUGUAAAGAGUGUGCUCCUUCAUUACGCAAGUGCCCCAUAUGUAGAGGCUUGGUAAAAGGCACUGUACGAACCUUUCUGUCUUAACUAGCCAGCAGCUUUAGAUACAUACUGAUCAAAGCAUAAUUGCUUGUAAAAGAUAUUGCUAAAAGAAAUAGAAUAUGCACAUACUCUGGAUAAUGACCCACUUGGUGGAAAGGGGAUGCAUUUAUUAAAACAUGCAUUUAAAUGGC